Molecule: messenger RNA, 7098 nt
Organism: Rana temporaria (common frog)
Lineage: Eukaryota; Metazoa; Chordata; Amphibia; Anura; Ranidae
Product: sodium channel protein type 2 subunit alpha-like
Exons: 27
Coding region: 281-6220 (1979 amino acids)
Biological process (GO): sodium ion transmembrane transport; membrane depolarization during action potential; neuronal action potential
Cellular component (GO): plasma membrane; axon; voltage-gated sodium channel complex
Molecular function (GO): voltage-gated sodium channel activity
Source: RefSeq, a predicted model, not a curated record
UAUUCUGCAGUUUCAUGCAUUACGGAGCACAGAGAGAAAAGAGAGCGAGAGCACCAGUACCAGGGAUGGAGAACAUUAAGGAGACCUGGCUGUUCUGCUUGUCAAGCGGCAGGAAGAGAAUAUAGCAAUCCUGGUGCCUCUGAGCUGACAGCUUGGGAAGAGCACUGGGAGCCGAGCUCCUGGCUGUCAUUACCCCUGUGCUAGAAUAUCUCAGUUCCCCCUCAUCAGGGUAUUGCUAUGCAUGAAGCUCAAUGGUGAAUAAGCGGAACAGGAUGAAAAGAUGGCGCAGCAACGGAUUGUACCACCUGGGCCAGACAGCUUUCGACUUUUUACCAGGGAGUCUCUCAAAGCCAUUGAGAAACGUAUUUCAGAGGAGAAAAAUGCCAAGUCCAAACAAGAAAGUGAAGAAGAUGGUCCGAAACCAAAUAGUGACUUGGAAGCUGGUAAAAAGCUGGCCUUUAUAUAUGGUGACAUCCCCCCAGGAAUGGUAUCAGAACCCCUGGAGGAUAUUGAUCCAUAUUAUGCUAACCAGAAGACCUUUAUAGUAUUGAAUAGAGGGAAGGCAAUCUUCCGCUUCAGUGCCACGUCUGCCUUGUACAUUUUAACCCCCUUCAACCCUGUGCGUCAAGCAGCUAUAAAAAUACUGGUACACUCAUUAUUCAGCAUGCUCAUAAUGUUCACUAUCCUCACCAACUGUGUGUUCAUGACCAUGAGUAAUCCCCCGGAUUGGGCCAAGAAUGUAGAAUAUACCUUCACUGGGAUUUAUACUUUAGAAUCGCUGAUCAAAAUUCUUGCAAGGGGCUUCUGUUUAGAAAAGUUUACUUUCCUGCGCGAUCCUUGGAAUUGGCUGGAUUUCAGUGUCAUCUUGCUUGCGUAUGUAACAGAAUUUGUAAACCUAGGCAAUGUUUCAGCUCUGCGAACUUUCAGAGUAUUAAGAGCUCUGAAAACUAUUUCUGUAAUUCCAGGCCUGAAGACCAUUGUGGGUGCCCUGAUUCAGUCGGUUAAGAAGCUUUCAGAUGUGAUGAUUCUCACCGUGUUUUGUCUGAGUGUGUUUGCGCUGAUUGGACUGCAGCUAUUCAUGGGACACCUACGGAAUAAAUGCAUGCACCUGCCAUCAGAGUUACCUCCUAAUAUAAGCCUUGAAGAAUAUGCAAAAGAUGAAAGUUUGUUUUAUAAAAUGGAAGGUCAGAAGGAUCCUGUACUUUGUGGCAACAGCACAGAUGCUGGUCAGUGCCCAGAAGGGUACACGUGCGUGAAGGUGGGAAGAAAUCCAGAUUAUGGAUACACAAGCUUUGACACGUUUGGUUGGGCAUUUUUAUCGCUCUUUAGACUGAUGACUCAGGACUGCUGGGAGAACCUGUAUAUGAAAACCCUUCGAGCUGAUGGUAAGACCUACAUGAUCUUCUUUGUGCUGGUGAUCUUCUUGGGCUCCUUUUAUCUGGUCAAUCUAAUCCUAGCUGUGGUAGCUAUGGCUUAUGAAGAACAGAAUCAGGCAACAAUGGAAGAAGCAGAGCAGAAAGCUGCAGAGUUUCAGAAGAUGAUGGAGCAGCUGAAAAGGCAACAAGAAGAAGCUCAGGCUGUAGCGGCAGGAGCUGAGACAAUGGGAGAGUCCCAGGUCCUAAGUGAAGAAGGUGAAAUGGAUGACCCUUCAGAGACCUCUUCUAUAAUAUCAAAGCUAAGUUCUAAGAGUGCCAAAGACAGGAAGAACUGGAAGACCCAAAGAGAAAACGUAGAACAGUGUACUAAGGAAGAGGAGAAAAGGGAUGAGGAGAAAUGUUGUAUAUCUGCAUCUGAAGACAAUGCAAAGAGGAAAGGCUAUCACUUUAACAGGGAAGCCCAUCAGUUGGAAUAUUAUAGGAAGCCAUCAUCCCCGAGAGAGUCACAGUUGAGUGUCCGUGGCCCCCUCUUAACCCCUAGACGUAAUAGCAAAGUCAGCAUUUUCAGUUUCAGAGAUCCCGCUAGGGAUGUGGGGUCAGAGAAUGAUUUUGCUGACGAUGAACAUAGCACUUUUGAAGAUAAUGAAAAGGAUUCUGUAUCUCUGCCGGGUAGACAAGGAGAACGGCGUGCCAGCAAUGCCAGCCUGACGAGUCGAUCAUCUAGGAUUCUGCCUCUACUUCCUAUGAAUGGUAAAAUGCACAGUGCAGUGGAUUGCAAUGGAGUGGUCUCCUUGGUCAGCGGCUCUGGUCCUCCUACUGGACUUUAUCCUGAGGGCACCACCACAGAGACUGAUGUAAACAGAAGAAGACCAAGUUCAUACAAAAUUUCCAUGGACUUGCUGGAAGACCCAUCUGCCAGACAAAGGGCUCUCAGUAUUGCUACAAUUUUAACAAACACAAUGGAAGAAUUGGAAGAAUCGAGACAACAGAAAUGUAAUCCUUGCUGGUACAAAUUUGCUAGGUGCUUUUUAAUUUGGGACUGCUGCGAUCUGUGGCUGAAAAUUAAAGACAUAGUAACGUUGAUUGUGAUGGAUCCAUUUGUGGACCUCGCUAUUACCAUCUGCAUUGUGCUGAACACCAUAUUUAUGGCUAUGGAGCAUGCCAACAUGACCAAGGACUUCAUUCAUGUGCUUUCCGUUGGAAAUCUGGUUUUUACAGGAAUUUUCACAGCUGAAAUGGUUUUUAAGCUCAUUGCUCUUCAUCCAUACUAUUAUUUCCAAGAAGGCUGGAAUAUCUUUGAUGGGAUUAUCGUUAGUCUUAGUUUAAUGGAACUUGGGCUUUCAACAACAGGAGGAUUCACUGUUCUACGAUCCUUUAGACUGCUCCGAGUAUUCAAGUUGGCAAAAUCAUGGCCUACACUCAACAAGUUGAUCAAGAUCAUUGGUAACUCUGUGGGAGCUCUGGGAAACCUGACCUUGGUGUUGGCCAUCAUUGUGUUUAUUUUUGCUGUGGUCGGCAUGCAGCUUUUUGGCAAAAACUACAAGGAGUGUGUCUGUAAGAUCUCAGAGGACUGUGAGCUUCCACGCUGGCACAUGAAUGACUUUUUCCAUUCCUUCCUCAUUGUGUUUCGAGUACUGUGUGGAGAGUGGAUCGAAACUAUGUGGGACUGUAUGGAGGUGGCUGGGCAGUCUUUGUGCAUACUGGUGUUCAUGUUGGUGAUGGUGAUUGGAAAUCUAGUGGUGCUGAAUCUGUUCUUGGCCUUACUCCUAAGCUCUUUCAGCUCUGACAAUCUUUCAGCUACUGAUGAUGAUGGUGAAAUGAAUAAUCUCCAGAUCGCAGUGGGCAGGAUCCAGAGGGGGAUGUCCUACAUUAGGAAAUGCCUACAAGAUUUUUUCCAAAAAUUGUUCUUAAGAGCUAAAAAAGAUGCAGAUGACACAAAACAGCUGGAAGAGCUGAGAAUUCAACGCGAUAAUGGUGUUUACAGCAAUAUUGUUGUGCAGAAUAUCAAAGAACAAGAUUACAAUCGAGAAGCAAGUGGGACAACAAGUGGGAUAGGCAGCAGUGUGGAGAAGUAUGGAGGUGAUGAGAAGGACGGUAUGGCUGUUAGUAACCAACAGUGCCUCACCGUUGCAGUGCCUAUUGCAGCCGGAGAGUCGGACUUUGACAACCCAAACACUGAAGAUUUUAGUAGUGAAUCUGACCCUGAAGAGAGUAAAGAGAAGGUAAAACUUUCCAGCUCGUCGGAGGGUAGCACGAUAGACAUCAGACCACCAGGAUUGGAAGGAGAAGAUAAUUACUUGGGUUAUGUCUAUGAGGAGACCCUUGAACCAGAGCCAUGCUUCACAGAUGGCUGCGUGAAUAAAUGUACAUGCUGCCGGAUCAACAUUGAAGAGGGGAGAGGAAAAACCUGGUGGAGCCUCAGGAAAACCUGCUACCUUAUUGUGGAACACAGCUGGUUUGAAUCAUUUAUAAUCCUCAUGAUUCUACUUAGCAGCGGGGCCUUGGCUUUUGAGGAUAUUCAUAUUGAAAAGCAUAAAACUAUGAAGACCGUGUUGGAGUACGCUGACAAAGUUUUUACCUACAUCUUUAUAGCAGAAAUGCUUUUGAAAUGGGUCGCCUAUGGAUUUGUCACAUAUUUCACAAAUGCCUGGUGCUGGUUGGAUUUCCUGAUUGUGGAUAUAUCUUUGGUGAGCCUAGUAGCCAAUGCCUUGGGGUACUCAGAAUUAGGAGCUAUUAAGUCUCUUAGAACACUGCGAGCAUUGAGACCCCUGAGGGCCCUGUCACGGUUUGAAGGCAUGAGGGUGGUUGUGAAUGCUUUAAUUGGUGCCAUACCUUCCAUUAUGAAUGUGCUCCUGGUCUGCCUUAUAUUCUGGCUGAUAUUUAGCAUAAUGGGAGUGAAUCUGUUUGCGGGUAAAUUUUAUUACUGUGAUAAUACUACAUCCGGUGUCAUGUUCCCUAUAACUGAAGUUGACAACCGCAGUGACUGCUUUCAUAUCAGUAACACCACUAAAGAUGCCCGCUGGAGGAAUGUCAAAGUAAACUUUGAUAAUGUUGGCGCAGGAUAUCUUGCUUUACUUCAAGUGGCUACAUUUAAGGGAUGGACACCAAUCAUGUAUGCAGCUGUUGAUUCAAGAGGCACAGAACAACAACCCAACUAUGAAGACAAUCUUUACAUGUAUAUAUACUUUGUAAUCUUUAUUAUAUUUGGGUCCUUUUUCACCUUGAACCUCUUCAUUGGUGUUAUCAUAGAUAACUUCAAUCAGCAGAAAAAGAAGUUAGGAGGACAAGAUAUCUUUAUGACAGAGGAACAGAAGAAGUAUUACAAUGCAAUGAAGAAACUUGGGUCCAAAAAGCCUCAAAAGCCAAUCCCGCGACCUAAGAAUUUUUUUCAAGGAAUGAUAUUUGACUUUGUCACAAAACAAACCUUUGACAUUUUCAUUAUGUGUCUCAUUUUCCUUAAUAUGGUCACAAUGAUGAUUGAAACUGACGACCAAAGCAAAGAGAUGGAGAACAGAUUGUAUUGGAUCAAUGUGGUGUUUAUUAUACUUUUCACUUGCGAAUUCCUUCUAAAGUUCAUAUCCCUGAGACAAUACUACUUCACCAUUGGAUGGAAUAUAUUUGAUUUAGUUGUUGUUAUACUUUCUAUUGUAGGUAUGUUUCUGGCAGAAAUCAUAGAAAAAUAUUUUGUAUCUCCAACAUUAUUCAGAGUUAUAAGACUUGCCAGGAUUGGGAGAAUCCUGCGACUUAUAAAAGGAGCCAAGGGAAUUCGUACACUACUAUUUGCUUUGAUGAUGUCACUUCCUGCCUUAUUUAAUAUCGGUCUUCUACUCUUCUUAGUGAUGUUCAUUUAUGCUAUAUUUGGAAUGUCCAACUUCGCCUAUGUCAAGAAAGAAGGUGGAAUUGAUGACAUGUUUAAUUUUGAAACUUUUGGUAACAGUAUGAUUUGCUUGUUUAUGAUUACGACCUCAGCGGGAUGGGAUCUUCUGUUAGCACCAAUUCUGAAUAGUGCAGCACCAGAUUGUAACCCAAACUUUGAGCAUCCUGGAAGUUCUGUGAAAGGUGACUGUGGCAAUCCAUCAGUAGGAAUUUUCUUCUUUGUUAGCUACAUCAUAAUUUCCUUUCUCAUUGUGGUCAACAUGUACAUUGCUGUCAUUCUGGAAAAUUUUAGUGUUGCCACUGAAGAGAGCGCAGAACCACUAGGAGAAGAUGACUUUGAGAUGUUCUAUGAAGUCUGGGAAAAGUUUGACUCAACUGCUUCACAGUUCAUUGAAUACAGUAAACUCUUUGAUUUUGCAGAUUCCCUGGAACCACCUUUAAGAGUACCAAAACCAAAUCGCAUCCAGCUCAUUUCAAUGGAUCUCCCCAUGGUAAGUGGGGACAGAAUUCAUUGCCUUGACAUCCUCUUUGCUUUCACCAAACGAGUCUUGGGUGAAGGAGAAGACAUGGACAAUCUGCGUUUACCAAUGGAAGAACGGUUUAUGGCAUCAAAUCCAUCUAAGGUUCCUUAUGAGCCCAUUACAACCACCUUACUUCGCAAACAAGAAGAAAUGUCAGCUGUUGCCAUUCAACGUUGCUACAGACGUUACCACUCAAAAAAACAGCUAGCACGGACAUCUCUAGAAGGCCAAAGAGAGAAAAAUAAACGUGCUAGUGUUCGGGCUAAGAACAACAGAAGUGCUUUAAAUAAAUACAAUGAAAACUCAUCUACAGUUGAAUCUGACAUGUCCACCGCAACAACCUCACCGCCUUCCUAUGACAGUAUAGAAAAGACCCCGGAAAAAUAUGAAAAAAAACGGUCACAAAAAGAAGACAUUUGUAGGGAUAAAAAGGGAUGCAAAAAAUAAUUGGGGAUCACAAGAUGCAGCAUUUAUGAAAUCUCGACAGCUGAUAUGAUCCACAGGUUUCUGCUUGGAGUUCUAUGCCAAAAUGUCUAUUAUAUGUAUGAUGUAAGUUUAGUGCCUAUAAAACCAUGUAGAAAUGAACUUUUGUAUGAAUUCAGUAAGUUAGUGAGCUUUUUAUUAGGGUUCUUCUGUACUCGGAUUAACCUACUCAUGAACUGAUGCAAGAUCCGUAUGUUAAACAGCUGGUCAAUUGACAUUAGGUGUCUCUAUAAUCUGCUGGACAAUCACACUGACUGCUGCUUUUUUUAGGUCAUUCUAUCAGUGACUUAUUCAUAUAAUCACCAAUGGAUGCAUUCUGUGGGAUAGAGAAAUUCUGUAGUGACUUUAAAAACAUGGUGACGGAAUGAACUUGAGAAAGAAUUCAGAUUGCGAGCAACUCAACACCAUCAGAACACUUUUUUUUAAGCAAUCUUCUGAUGACUGUAGGAGAUCAGGAGACAUCCUGAAGUUUUAAUAAUCUGUUCAAUAAUGUUUAUGUGCCUCUGACGUCACAAAUGGUUCUGGUUUUCAGCUUCAGCGAGUGAUAUGCGUCUGUAAAGUGCUCUUCUAUAUAAAGAAAAGGGAAAAAUAGAAAAAAAAAACUGAAUAUGUCACAAAGUGUUUGAGAUGCUUCUAGAUUCUACAAGAUGGUUACAGCUUCUACAAUAAGAUUUUCAAUUUUUACUUUAUUUUUAUUAUUAUUUUUUGUAAACUCCAUUUAGUUUUGUUUUUUAAAUUAAAGUCUUUGUUAAGUUCUUGAAAAUUCUAUGUAAGGCCGCGUACACACGGUCGAACAUGUCCGCUGAAAAUGGUCUGCGGACCAGUUUCCGCGGACAUGUCCG